AUGGACACGACCUUCAUCACAAUCCACGGCAAGUUUCCUCCAAAUCUCUCGCACGACGCCUCAAUCCGCUAUGCCUCGGAUAGCAUCCAGGUGGUGCUGGGCUAUCAGCCUCAUGAGGUGCUGAACCGCUCGUGUUGGGACUAUUUCCACCCGCAAGAACUUCCCUUUGCACGCAGCGUGCAUGGCCGCGGUGUGCGGCUGGACAAGGCUGCGGUGCUGAAUUAUUGUUCCAUUCGGCAUAAGAAUGGAUAUUGGGUCGGGUGUGAGUGUGUCUUUACUGUUGUCUAUGAUGUGUUGAUCGCAAGUACCACCGUCUAUGGACGAGGAAAGGGAACGCAAAAGCGCGCCGUGGAUGCUCCUAUCCCACUCCAUGAGCCACGCGCAGCUCUCUUCGUCAAUCGCUUUACGCGCACCGCAGCUAUCAUGUACGCCACCACCGGCGUGGAAGAGAUCCUCGGACUGAGCCCACACCAACUAGUCUCGAAGAGCUUCUUCUAUUGCAUCCAGGAGCACUGCCUGCGAGAUGCAGUUCUAUGUCUCGAGAGCGCGAAAGCAAACGACUCAGUCGCAUAUCUGCGCUUUUGGUUCCGUAAUCCCUUGCAAGAUAUAGAUAUGCCGGGGAACGAGGGUUUCGCCUCCGCGGGUGGACGUACAGAUCCAUCCGGUAACCCCUUGCCUUCGGUGGAGCUGGAGGCUGUCGCCUCUUGUACAUCGGAUGGACUCGUCGUCAUUCUGCGCCGUGCUCGGGCUCCCAUCCCUACCGCCGCGCUUCCACCACAGCCGGUCCCGGUAUAUUCCAGCGGCCUCUUCGCGGCACCCUGGGCUCUGGAGCCUGUUCUUUCCUACGGGCCAACCCCAUAUCCCCGACCGCCCACGACCGCCCACGUUGUCUAUCUGGCUCUGGCUCAGGCUCAGUUUCGGGCUCAGCAUCAGGUUCAGGAGUCGCAUCGAGCUCGGGUUCGGGCUUUGGAUCAAGCUCCAGCACCGGAUUUGCCUCGAGUGAGCGGCUCGGGAGACCCCCAGGCCCAUCAGCUUAUGGAUACUAUACGCGAAAUGGCGGUUUUCGCUUGGGGUAUUGUUGGUAUCAACCGUUCUUUGGAGCAGUAUAAAUGUGGGACUCCGUCUGGUGAUGCUCAGCCUGAGGAUCAGGCUAUGUAG
Molecule: messenger RNA, 1158 nt
Organism: Penicillium argentinense
Lineage: Eukaryota; Fungi; Ascomycota; Eurotiomycetes; Eurotiales; Aspergillaceae
Product: PAS domain-containing protein
Exons: 6
Coding region: 1-1158 (385 amino acids)
Molecular function (GO): protein binding
Source: RefSeq, a predicted model, not a curated record